Molecule: messenger RNA, 1089 nt
Organism: Lactuca saligna
Lineage: Eukaryota; Viridiplantae; Streptophyta; Magnoliopsida; Asterales; Asteraceae
Source: the annotation of a GenBank genome assembly
AUGUUAACAGAGAAGAUGUGGGUUUCAUUGGAGGGGUCUUCGGUUGCUAAUGGUGGUGGUUGCGAUGUAGGUGAAAGGAAAACAAGUAUGGAGGAAGAUUGAUUUAAUGCUUUACAAUUAGGCGCCAGUGAUAUCGAUAGAAAUAAAACAAACAGACUCGAUCAGAGCAUGGCGACUGCAGCACCUUUCUCUGGUCCAAUCAGAAAUUCCAGAUGGUCACUAGCCGGAAUGACUGCUGUCGUCACCGGUGGUACACUUGGGAUCGGCUACGCUGUGGUGGAGGAACUGGCGGAGUUAGGAGCACAAGUGCACACCUGCUCACGUACUGAGUCUGUACUUAACCAACGCUUACAAGAAUGGUCCGACAAGGGCUUUAAGGUAACUGGAUCCGUCUGCGACUUAUCUUCUCGUCCCCAACGGGAACAGUUUGUGGAAAAAGUUACAUCACUUUUCGGUGGCAAGCUCAACAUCCUAAUCAACAAUGUUGGAACAAAUAUAUUUAAAACUACGUUAGAGUUUACCCCAGAAGAGUAUUCCAUGAUCAUGGCUACCAAUUUGGAAUCUUGUUACCAUAUGUGUCAACUUACACAUCCUCUUUUAAAAGCUUCUGGAGCUGGAAACAUUGUGUUCAUUUCUUCUGUUAUGGGUCUGGUUCAUACACCUUUCGGAUCCAUUUACAGUGCCACCAAAGGUGCAAUGAAUCAGCUUGCAAAGAAUUUAGCAUGCGAAUGGGCUAAAGAUAACAUUCGGUCUAAUAGUGUAGCACCAUGGGCCACUAAAACCCCACUCGUCCAACAUAUUAUUGAAAAAGAGGAGUUUUUGGAAGUUAUGGCAUCUAGAACUCCUCUGAAACGUGUUGCAGAACCAAAUGAAGUUUCAUCUCUUGUAGCGUUCCUUUGUAUGCCUGCUGCUUCUUACAUCACUGGCCAAACCAUUGCUGUUGAUGGAGGAUUUACGGUCAAUGGAUUCCCGGUAUUGGAUCUGAUUGUGGAUCCUGAUGGGGAGAAGACUGACGGUGGUGCUUGGUUUUCGUUGGAGUCAUGGAGCCAUUGGGCGGCGUGGUGGUUUUCUUUGGCGUUAUGGAGGUAA